CCUUUCAUAGCCCAAUACAUCCAGUAGCGUUUCCCAUAGCCCGGUGACUGGAAGGCUGUGUCUAUUCAGUCAAGGCUACCAUCCUAGGGCUGUUUAUCCGAAUAAUCCAGCCUAAAAAGCAGCACCAGAAUUGAGCAUUUUGAGGAUUGAUCCGUGUGACACAGAGUCCAUCUUGUAGUUUUUAAAACCCCUCAGAGUCCAGACUUGGUUAUACCUGAAGCAGUUCGGGGAUUUUUGUAUUUUGUUUUUUUUCUUUUAAAUACAUUUUUAAAAAGAGGCAUGCUGAAUUGGUUCCCUUUUGAUCGUACGGUAGAGAGCUUCCUCUUUUAUUUUCUGUUUUGGGUUGGGUGCUGGGUUAGGGACUGGAAGAGGAAUAGAGCUUUGCGAUCUGGCCCCCAACCUGUUCACUUAAAGGACCAAGGCUAGCCUGUUAUUCUCACAAAGGAAGGAAUGCAACAGCGUGCAUGGUCUGCUGCAAAUCAUCCUGGAGCCAGCUGCAGGACCUCUGCCGCCUGGAGAAGGUGUCCUGCACUUCCUUGGGCAUCUCCAGGAAGAACCUGUGUGACUUUGAGGUGGAAUACCUGUGUGACUACAAGAAGAUCCGGGAGCAGGAGUUCUACCUGGUGAAAUGGCGGGGCUACCCUGAUUCGGAGAGCACCUGGGAACCGCGCAAGAACCUCAAAUGUGUGCACAUCCUGAAGCAGUUUCAUAAGGACCUGGAGAGGGAGGUCGUGCGGCGGCACGGCAAGCUGAAGAACCUGCGGCAGCUGGACCAGGGCCUGGCCGGCUUCCUGGUGCAGAAGGCCAAGCAGCGGCGGGCCCUGCGGCGCUGGGAGCGGGAACUCAAUGCCAAGCGCAACCACCGGGGCCGCAUCACGGUGGAAAACGAGGUCGACCUGGACGGGCCGCCCCGAGACUUUGUGUACAUCAACGAGUACAAGGUGGGAGAGGGCAUCACCCUCAACGAGGUGGCCGUGGGCUGCGAGUGUAGCGACUGCCUGGCCGCCCCCGCCGAAGGCUGCUGCCCCGGGGCCUCGCUCAACAAGUUCGCCUACAACGACCAGGGCCAGGUGAAACUCAAGGCCGGCAUGCCCAUCUACGAGUGCAAUUCCCGCUGCCGCUGCGGCUACGAGUGCCCCAACCGGGUGGUGCAGAAGGGCAUCCGCUACAACCUCUGCAUCUUCCGCACAGCCAACGGGCGCGGCUGGGGAGUCCGGACCUUGGAGAAAAUCAGGAAAAACAGUUUCGUGAUGGAGUACGUGGGCGAGAUCAUCACAUCAGAGGAGGCGGAGCGGCGGGGUCAGAUCUACGACCGACAGGGGGCGACCUACCUUUUUGACCUGGACUAUGUGGAGGACGUGUAUACCGUGGACGCCGCCUACUAUGGCAACAUCUCUCACUUCGUCAACCACAGUUGCGACCCCAACCUCCAAGUGUACAACGUCUUCAUCGACAACCUGGACGAGCGGCUGCCUCGCAUCGCCUUCUUUGCUACGCGAACCAUCCGGGUAGGGGAGGAGCUCACCUUCGACUACAACAUGCAAGUGGACCCCGUGGAUGCCGAGAGCACCCGCAUGGACUCUAACUUUGGGCUGGCCGGUCUCACUGGCUCACCCAAGAAGCGGGUCCGGAUCGAAUGCAAAUGUGGCACCGAGUCUUGCCGGAAGUACCUUUUCUAGACCUGCGGAUGCUUAACGGCCCGAAGGGCAGAAAGGACCCCAGCUGCCCUCUGGACUAUACGGCUGGGGCUCUGACCCGCCAAUUAUUGAGAGGCUGGGAGCAGGGGUGGACUAGAGAUCAGCCAGCUCCCCAGAAUGCCCUCAAAGAAGAUGCACUGAGCAGAACCAGGAACUCUCGCAGAGACCUGGCUUAAUCAGGGAAAAGUUGAAGCUGGGCCCUGAUUGGAGGAGUGACUGGGGCAGCAGCCCUGCUUGGAGGCAUCUCUUGAGGCCAGCUGUGGAGUUGGGGGGGCUGGUGCGGGCUCUCCCCGGAUCACCACGGCAGUGUCCAGCUGCCCUCUCCACUCAGGUUUGUGCUGCCCCAGACCUUGCUGGGGAAGAAACCUCUGGCCUGGGAUUGCCAGCCCUGCCCCAGGUGGCACUUAAAAUGUAAUUUUUUUUUUCACAUUUUUAAUGCUUCUUCCUCUUUUGCCCACUCUGGCCCCCGCUUUUCAUUCCCCAAAGGGGCGUGAAAUUUCCCAGCUUUGAGAGAGCGGCGUCUAGUGGGACUGGGCCUACAACUGAGGCUGCUGGUUCAGGAAUAUCUCCUGCCUUCCGGAAGUGGAGGGUGGCCUUCAGACUCUGGCAAUUGUAGAGACAGAGUUGAGGGGUUUUAGAAAGGACACUUAAUUGGGGUUAGGGAUGUGUGCGCCAUCACCGUGCAGGUUGGCUCUACUCCUAGGCCUUCAGGCUUGAAUGGGGGUGGGCUAUCGUAAUGGGGGACUCCAGCAGCAAGGAUCUGCUCUUACGAUGGGACCACUGGCCCCUCACUGCGAUCCCUACAACACCCGUGAGCCUAGUCUACCCACCUUGUUUUUGAGGGUCUCUGUUCCAGACCGGCAGGGCUGGUGUUCCCGGACCUGGGGGUGCUUGGAAGCUUUUCCCCUGGGCUUUGGCAAGAUGUGGCUUAUGCAAAUGUAACUCAGCCAGGGUCCUCCUGACCAUGUCUGUUUAGAGAGCAGGGUGGGAGCAGGCCAAAGACUGAAGGGGGGGGCCCCCCCCCCAAGGCUCCCACAGUACCCUGGCAGUGAGGGUCCCUCGGCCCGAUUUGGGAAUAGAUGCCUUCUCUAUUAUGGGAUGGAAUUAAUAAUA
Molecule: messenger RNA, 2810 nt
Organism: Ornithorhynchus anatinus (platypus)
Lineage: Eukaryota; Metazoa; Chordata; Mammalia; Monotremata; Ornithorhynchidae
Gene: SUV39H1
Product: suppressor of variegation 3-9 homolog 1
Exons: 6
Coding region: 465-1679 (404 amino acids)
Cellular component (GO): nucleus
Molecular function (GO): protein binding; histone H3K9 methyltransferase activity; zinc ion binding
Source: RefSeq, a predicted model, not a curated record